Molecule: messenger RNA, 2043 nt
Organism: Haliotis rubra (blacklip abalone)
Lineage: Eukaryota; Metazoa; Mollusca; Gastropoda; Lepetellida; Haliotidae
Exons: 4
Coding region: 39-1322 (427 amino acids)
Biological process (GO): carbohydrate biosynthetic process
Cellular component (GO): membrane
Molecular function (GO): sulfotransferase activity
Source: RefSeq, a predicted model, not a curated record
GCUGGCGCUCUCUGAGGACGCUGCACGCACUAAACGUCAUGGCACGACUGUUAAUGGCUGUUUUUGUUGCUCUUGUCUGUGGGGUACUGCUAUGUUCAUAUUGGUUCUGGAUACAAGUCCAGCCAAAACAACAAUUGGCUCUGGUGGUACCGUCGCCGGGUAACGUUGAGAAGAUGAAGAGUCUCGGUUCACCUCUAUACCAAAGUCAGGAGAUGAAGAGUCACCUUGAAAGUAGAUUCUUUAAAAGACGGAAAUUACUUGAGAAAUCUUGUCAAAAAUACUAUCGGUAUUUUCAUUGGUCCAGAUUUAGCAAACAACCAACCGGUUCAAAGACCAACGUCCAUAAACGAGUUUCAUUAUGCACCACACCGAAAGUUGCAUCCAUGUUUUGGAUGCGAAUGCUUGCCACAUAUAACGGAAUUCCUGACAUUAGUUUGAACAAGACUGUGUUUGUGAAAUCCACCCUUUUACCACAGAAAUUGUAUAGAUCGACUAUAAAAUAUACACUUGUUAGAAACCCUUAUACACGGUUGUUGUCUGGAUAUGUGGAUAAAAUAUUUUCUGUCAAUCCGUAUUAUUGGAAACGGACAGGAUAUCGUUCCUUGCAGGUAAUUCGCUACAAGAACAGAACUCUACCGGUGAAUACUACUUGUGGCACUGACAUUACAUUUGCAGAAUUUGUGGACUAUAUUCUUUAUCAAAACGAUCGACAUAUACUAAAUGAUAAGCAUUUUGUUCCAAUACACAAACAAUGUGCAUUCUGUGACUCUGGAUAUGACUACAUUGGCAAAAUGGAAACUUUCGUUGACGAUAUGGUUUAUGUAGCUGAUGCUUUAGGUAUGAUGGAACACAAUUCUACAAGAGAGGUUAUAAUAAAAGAGGGCUUUCACGGUGCGGACGGAAUAUUCUACAGAAAUACACGCAACUUAUUCGAAAUCAGGCGGAAAGGCAUGGAAGAAUGUGGAGUGACCAUGCCCCAAGGUCUCCGUGCCACAUGGAAGAGAUGGCAAAUACGUGGAAUGAUUUCAAUGGAGAUUCCUUUUCCAACAGAGGCGAAACGGAAUGACAUAACAUACACACAAUUCUAUGAAUUAGCCCUAAAAGCUCAUUCUAGGUCUGAUCCUAACAUGUUAUCAAAAGGAAAACAAUUGGCUCUUAGGGAGGCUUAUGGGACCCUUACUUAUAAAGCUAAGGUCAAGUUAAGGACAUUCUUUGACCCUGAAUUUGAAAUGUUUGACUAUGAUUCCACACCAGAAUUUGUUUUUGGUGAGUAUGAAAAGCCAAAAUUUAGUUUCUUUGAUAAUAAGUUUGGCUGGUUAUAAAGCACACUUUUGAAAGAAUACAAAUUGUUCUUUACAUAGUCGAAUAUGAGAUAUCACCAUUUCAUACAUACAUUUGAUGUGGCAUUGUUCAGAAGGAUUAAAAGAGACGUCAGAUAUACAUUUAACAUUAGACAUGCCCAACAAUUCAAAUUUAGUAUUUGUUUGUUCGACCCAUACAUUGGACAUGACUUGAAAGUAGAUUUCACAAUCAUAAAAAAAUCAUUUAAAAACAGGCAGUCCCAUUCAAUGUGCAAAAUAAAUCCUCAAAAGGCAUCUCUCUGGAGAAGACGAUCCACGCUUCCUACAACUAGACGCUGUUUGCCAUCAUGAACAGAAGAUAUUCUCACCGUUAUGAGGAGUGUCUGACAUAAAACAUUGCAAUGUUAAAACUAUUAAACGUAGAAUGGCAGGGCACAGUAUAGAAAUGAGGAUACAUAACACGUGUUAAAGUAGUCUACAUGACUUCCUGGGAGACAUGCCAGGUACAUGAGAAUGUGAAGGCAAAGAUCAAAUUAAGAAGAAUUAAAUCGGAAUUCAUGUAUAUCAUAUAUGCACGUCACAUCACAUUGAAUGCAAUAACAACAGAAGCAUUGGCGUAUGUCCGGAAUGAAAUAAUGACCUAUUUUCAAAACUAUCUAUAUAUUGCCAAACCAUUACUGACUUGGUUGACACGUCACCGUAUCCCAAUUGCAUAGAUUGAUGCUCAUGAUGUUGAUCACUG